CUCUUCUGGCAGUACGCGUACACGGAGCGAGAAGAAGUGAAAUUGCCGGGAUUCCUGGAGGAGUUAAGGGAGCAACUUGUCAACACAGGCAAACUAAUCAACCUCUUCCGGCUAUGUGUUCCCGAUCACCCGCUUAGUGUAUCAAAGAUACGGCCCCCGAAAUUACAACUGACGUUUAAUGACCAUAACAUAACACUGAACAUGAAGAAGUGGGAAUCUUAUCAAGAUGCUGUUGAGAGGGAAUUAAACACACAAGCUGUCGUGAGGGACAUGAAGAAACGAGAAGAGGAAGAUCGUAGAAUAGCGAAGCUUGCCGCCGCAAAGGACGAUGCUAGAAGAAGGAUAGGGAUGAUAAUGGCGGAAGCAGGAGCGCUGCGUGCCAGUGCUGUCUCCAACAAGAAACAAGAACUGCAGCGGUUACAAGAGCAGAUGUUAGACAGAGCAGAACAGAGAGCGGCUAUGUUGGAGGCUGAGAAGAAGGAGGAAACGGAGAGGAUUGAGAGGAAUCAAACUGAGCAAUACGAGUUGGUAGGAAAAAUGCGAGCCCAGCUAGAAGAAUACUACGGCUCACUAACCAGAGAGAAAGCUCGUGAAGAAAGACGUAGUCUCUGGAGGAUACAGAGGAUGAAAUUAAACAGACUUCGUCGAGCUCACCUCAUGUUGGAAGCCAGCCAUCUUAACACAGAACUGCGACAAAAACUGGAAGAAAACAGGCCGAGUGGAAGUCAGGUUAUUCAGUCGGAUGUUCAAGGACAAGGCACGCAGUCUGACCUUGGGACUGUUUCAAACCCUGAGACUUCACCAACACUUUCUCAGACUUCUGAUAAUACAGACUUUAUUAGUGAGACUGUGUUAAUUGAUGCUGGUUCUAAAACUAGAAAAACUUGGGAUCAACCUAUCAACAUCAAAUAUUAA
This is a messenger RNA of Bolinopsis microptera, 915 nucleotides long. RefSeq lists its product as uncharacterized. Bases 202 to 915 code for a protein of 237 amino acids. The record is from RefSeq and is a predicted model, not a curated record. The transcript has 6 exons. NCBI's taxonomy places the organism in Eukaryota, Metazoa, Ctenophora, Tentaculata, Lobata, Bolinopsidae.